Molecule: messenger RNA, 3476 nt
Organism: Clarias gariepinus (North African catfish)
Lineage: Eukaryota; Metazoa; Chordata; Actinopteri; Siluriformes; Clariidae
Gene: wdr25
Product: WD repeat domain 25
Exons: 6
Coding region: 593-1969 (458 amino acids)
Molecular function (GO): protein binding
Source: RefSeq, a predicted model, not a curated record
UCAUAGAUAUAUAUACUACGGUGAAAUGUAAGAACAAACGAUAGGUUUAAAUCACUCGAGUUUUUUUUUUUUGUUAAUAACUAAUAUCGAUAAACAGCCUUUUAUUUAUUAUAGAAAAGAGUAAGCAAGCACCUCGUGAAUCCCACUCGGAAAUGCUAUUUGCGAGAGCUCCUAUCUUUCCUCGUCGCGCUAUAAUGACGUCGCUUCAAGAUGGCGGCGCUCACAGUGAAACGUAAGAGCAAGAAAUAAUAGCAGUAUUUAAUAAGGGCUUUAACAGUCACUCGAGAGUAUGUUUAUAUCUUAAAUCGAUAAAUAAUGAGUGAUAAAUGAUAAUUAGAUUUUGUCAUUUUUAAAUAUAUGACUAGUUGAAACUAACUCUUGAAUUCUAACAUUCACUUUAAACAUAAAUGAAACGUCAAACUAAUUAAAGUGUAUAAUUCUAGAUUUGUAAACUGUUAACAGAGAUACAGACACACAUCAUUUGUUUCUGUGUCUCAGUCUUAUUCUACACCUUACCGCCAGGUGGCAGAAUCAGUUUCUCUAACUGUGCAAAUGUAGUUGAACCUGUUUGUAUUUCUCACUCAAUCACACAAUGAAUUCAUUAGUAGAUUAUGACUGUGACAGUGAGGACAGUUUAGAAUCAGAGGACACGCUGACAGGGAAAAGUGUUAAUUCAGUUAAGAAGUCUGAAGAAACAAAUCAAAGCUUUCCAUUACACGUGAAGAGGCCGGAACCAGAACCCCGUCUCUACACGUCAGAACCAGAAGAGUAUAAAACCAUGUCAGGUCCGAGGUGGCCCGGGUCAACAUGUCCUGUACUACAAACUUCUGCAUGUUUAAAAAGACCCCAGGUCACUCCCGGUGGACUGAGACCGUACGUGUCAAAGAGACAGAAGAUGAUCUCGCCACCUGCGCCAGCGGCGGCUCAGCUCACUGAGACUUCACCUGACCUUCAGGGUGCAGACAUGUACCGUCUCUCAGAAGUGUCCGAGGCAGUGAGGCCGUUCCUCGGCGGGAAAGCCGUGAGAGGAGAGCUGCCUCGACGUGUUCAGCAUCAGCUUCGUGCUCAUCAGGGCCCGGUGAACACGGUGCGGUGGUGCCCGGUGCCGCAUCUCAGCCACCUGCUGCUCUCAGCUUCCAUGGACAAGAGUUUCAAGGUCUGGGAUGGUGCAGGAAGUGGGCGGUGCCUUCAGACUUACUCCGCCCACUCCGGGGCUGUACGAGAUGCCUGCUGGCUGCCAUGCGGGCGACGCCUCCUUUCUGGCUCUUUCGACAACACGACCGCUGUGACAGAUUUAGAGACGAGUCAGGUGGUUGCCCGGGUGGAUAACCAAUUCAAGGUCACGUGUCUCGCCGUUCAGCCCACGGACCCCGCCCUGUUUCUGUCUGGGGGAUUCAGUCCUGAGGUCAAGGCGUGGGAUUCCCGAACCUGUAAGAUGGUCAGAGCGUACAAGGCUGGGAUUCAGCAGACAUUAGACAUCCUGUUUCUGGGUGAAGGGAAAGAGUUUGUGAGCAGCACUGACGUGGUCAGUCGAGACUCUGCAGAUCGAACCCUCAUAGCCUGGGACACGGUGACCACCGCCAAAAUCUCCAACCAGAUGUUUCACGAGCGAUACACGUGUCCCAGUCUGGCGGUUCACCCACACGAGGACGCCUUCGUAGCUCAGACCAAUGGGAACUACAUGGCACUCUUCUCGUCCCAGAGGCCGUACCGGAUGAACAAGAGGAAGCGAUAUGAAGGACACAAGGUGGAAGGCUACGCAGUGCAGUGCGAGUUCUCUCCAGAUGGAACCGUACUGGUGACGGGGAGUUCUACAGGAUCUGUGCACUUCUAUGAGUUCCAGAGCACACAGAGCUUACUCACACUCCAUGCUCAUCAGCAGGCGUGUGUGUGUGCGUCCUACCACCCUGUAAUACCUGCUAUGGUUGCUACGUGCGACUGGGGAGGAGAGAUCAAAAUAUGGAACUGACGACCUUAAGGACUUAUUUUACAAUUGAAUUGUAUUACAUUUUUUUUAAAUAACAAUAAAACUCAAUUGUUUUAUAAAUGUCUUAUGCAGUGUGAGCAUGUGCAGAUGUCUACUCAAAGUCUACUCGUUGCUUUUGUGGUGUCUGGCUUGGAAUCUGUGGCUUUGUCCACAUCUAAAGUAGUAUUUUUAUAAAUGAGGUUUAAACGAAAAUUAAACACACACGCUUUCAGUGGAUGCCAGAACAGCAGGCAGAGAUAUAACCCUCACUAUAAAGUCAUAUGGGCCAAUCAGGAGCAUGAAAUAAAAGUUUUCACAGAGUUCGUCACACCACACUUGCCAUGUGGUCCAGAUCUGGACCCGAGUCCGAGUGAGAAGCUCUAUUAUAGUUAUGGCUACAGAGUUUAAAUCAUUAAAGAAAAUCACUGGCAUUGAAUGGGUAUAGAAAAAAAUACAUUAGUGUGCUACUUCUAUUUUUUUUAUAACAGGUUUUUGCAAGCAUGGAGUGGACAAAACCUUCUAUUUGUUUUUUUUUUAAUGACUCACAUUUGUACAGUACUUACACAUUCAGAAAUGAUGUGUCACGCUCGUGUUGAAAGUAUGCAGGUGUGUUACAGUGGCGUUGGCUCUUCCUCGCCAGUGCCAAGACGUCAAGCCUACAGAGUGAAACCUCGGAUUGCGAGUAACGUGGUUUGCGAGCGUUCCACAAGACGAGCAAAGAUUUUUAAUAGAUUUUGAUUUGGAAAACUUGGAAAAGUCUUUUGCCUUCACAGACAGACACACACACACGCUCUUUCUCUCUGCUCUACACAGAAACACUGCUGUCGCAAUUCUUUUCAAAGGUAAAGUGCAGGUUAAUUUGUUUUAUUUUUACUUUACAGCAGUGAUUCCGUUAGUGGGUCACUUAAUCGAGUGUCAUUAGAGAUUUCUUGUUUAUUUUUCUGAUUAAACAGUGUUUCUGUUGUGUGCGUGCGCGUGUGUGAAAAGAGUGGAGGAAGGGUAAUUGUGUAAGACAAGAAGGGGGAGAGGGGGAGGGGCUCAUUACUUUAGCUUCACAUACACAGCGCCUGCGCGCUUAAACGGAAACAUAUCUGUCAGGAUUUCUUUUUACUUUAUAUUUUGUGUUAGUUAUUUUUAUGUAUUUAUAUUUCUCAUGGGAAAAUUCAAUUAGUGUAUUUUGAAACACGAGCCGCUUCCGGAACGAAUUAUACUCGCAAUCCAAGGUUCCACUGUACAACAAAAUCACUGUGUUCAUAUUUCUAAUGCAGAAAUGCAGUUGCAGUUUUUAAUCAGGUAAAAUAUUAUAAACAAUAUUAAUAGUGACUAAAGCAUGUGUUGGCUUCUCAUUGCUAGCUGGAUGAACCUAAACCUUUACACCAUGUUUCAGCCUUAUUCCGGCUUGUUCCUAGAUUCCCCAUCAUAUUUCUGUAUAACGUACAGUUCCACAAAACACACCUCCAUAUGAGCUGUGAAGCUUAUGAAGACUCGCAUUACAACUACUGUACACACA